AUGAAAUAUGAGAAAAAAAAUUGGAACAACGAUAAGGGAAAAAAACAAAAUAAGAAAUUUCCGCACGAUGGCACUUACAGUAGGGGAAAAAGCAGGCGGUAUGGAAAACAUGACGAGGGCACAGGAGAGUUUAACAAUAUGUCCUAUCGCCACGAAAGGGGGCGUAUUGAACCGACGCACAGUGAUAUACAGCAGGGCGACGAGUUCAAUUCAGACAGGCCCACGUACGCAUCCGCUUCGUCUAAUUUUAACAGAAGCAAUAACUAUGAUGUGAACAAUAAUGUGCUCGAUAACUGGGGCCAGCAAAAUAACCAAUACAUGGCACCCCCAUAUAAAAAGGGGGCGAUGAAUCAAAAGGCGAACGUCCGAGGUGGCAUGAGAAAUAAUCGUGCUCGUUAUAAUACGAGGUUUGUAAGAAAUGGUGGCCACAGGGGGUCUAAAUUUAGUGCGUAUGCAAGUGGCGAUCACAACGUUAAUGUGAACUUGAAUGAAGAGGGACGCCCGCCGAAUGAAGACAAUUACGACUACGUGGAUGAUUAUUAUAACAGUGAUGCGUACUAUUCCGGAGACGGCCGCCAUGGGGCAGAUCACUUCCACCAUCGCGACCAUGAGCGCGAGCAAGGGCUGUACAGUGGUAGCUACAACCACGACAGUUACAACCCUCACAGUAAUGACGCAAGUAUGCGGCAUGCACGCAAAAACGACCAUACGUAUGAGGACAUGGAGGGUGAUAACUACGCAGACAGUUACGGAGAUCAUCACACUCAUCACGGUAGUGGGGACUCGAGAAAGGCCGACAUAAACCAGCAGCUGAGCACCCUGCAUAGGAAUUUGCACAAUUUACUUUUCUCCCCUGCAAAAGCGGAGGAAGAAAAAAUCCUUAGUGAAACAAACACCACGUCGAAGAACAAGGAUUCUAACGAAAGCUUGUUGAACCAGUUGUCCCUUUUGAGAAAUAUUCCUUUUAAUGUAAAGUCGUCGGAUGGGGCAGGCGGCACUGAAGGAGGCAAAGAUGAUGGACUUAGUAAGGAAGAGGUGGAUGGCGGCGUCAACGAUCGACAUAGCCCUGAAGCGCAGCAGAAGAAAAGCAGCCAAACCAGCAAGACAGCAAUGAUACUGGACGAUUUGAAAAAGUGCCUCUACAUGAGUAACAGUCAGGAAUCGAAGAAGACGCAACCCGCAGGGGACAAUAUGAGCAACUUACACUCACAGAAUCGCGCAGAGGAGGAGUGUGAAACAGAGAGGAGGUACAAUUCAAGCAGCUACAUAGAUAAUGAAGAUAGCCAUUUUAAUGUGAAUAAUGGUAGAGGCUACAAAACUGUUGAGGAACGUGGGAUGAGCAGACGCAGCCCCAGGAACAGUAGUAGAAUGCAAAAUAUGUUUCUUUCCCCACCAGGAAAUGUAGAAAAGAAAAGGAUGAAGAGUAGUAAUGAGGAGGAGGUGCAGCAGGAUAGGACCAGUGUGCGUUACAGAAAUGACUCAAAUUAUUACAACUCGGAUGAGAUGGACAUCGAGUCGUCCAUAUCAAGCGACCACAGCCUUGUCAUGGAUGUGUAUAAGAACGAAGUGAAGGAGGACAACAUGGUAACAUCCAGUGGAAAUAUAUUUCCGAGAAAUCAGAUAGCGGAAUCUUUGAGAGUGUUAAAUACGUUACAGGUAGACAUUGAAAGAGUCUGCUGUUACAUAAAACAUUUUAUAGAUCCUCCGGAACAGCUGUUCCAAGUGAUGACGGAUGUUUUCGUGGACAAGUCAGUUUCAGUAAAUUCGAAAAUUGCGAUUUUUUAUGUGUAUAAUCAUUUAAUACAAGAAUUGAGAAACAAUUUAAGAAACGAUUUGAUAAAAUAUUAUUCCAUCGCGGAAAGUGGGUUACACAAUUUUGUUGUCCCAGUAAUGAGGUGUGUACUACAUGAACAGGUCAACGCAGAAAUGAUUAACAAAUUUUACCGAUGUAUAGCCAUAUGGAAUGAAAGAAAUGUUUAUAGCAAAAUAGUAUGUGAACAGCUAAAAUUACUUCAGAAAAAUCCACAAAAAAAAAUUGAGUUUACAGUGAAAAAUGUAGCUAGCCAAGCUCACAGUUUGCUAUCAAAUGAACUAUCCAAAUUUACGCCCAUAAAUUUUAUUUUAAAAAUGCCGAGUGUGAAUAAUGAGCAUAGGAAAGCUCUGGAAGAUACAACUCUUAGUGCGCUAUUUGAAAAUAUAUCAAAGGAUACCCUGAAGGGUUACGAUGACGCGGAUGUUGAGGAAGCUUCCAGAAUGUCAGACAAGGUGAUGCGCAUGUAUGGGCAGGAAUUAAUUUUAAUUAAUUCUCAAAUAUUGGAAUUAUCCUCCUUGAUUUGUGAUAAUAAUGAGCAGUUGGUGAAGCUGCAGAGUGCGCUGGAGAAGCUACGGGAUUGA
This is a messenger RNA of Plasmodium fragile, 2394 nucleotides long. RefSeq lists its product as uncharacterized. The transcript has a single exon. Bases 1 to 2394 code for a protein of 797 amino acids. NCBI's taxonomy places the organism in Eukaryota, Apicomplexa, Aconoidasida, Haemosporida, Plasmodiidae. The record is from RefSeq and is a predicted model, not a curated record.